Messenger RNA from Chelonus insularis, 1502 nucleotides. Its product is annotated as trypsin-6-like. The record is from RefSeq and is a predicted model, not a curated record. Gene Ontology annotation, biological process: proteolysis. Gene Ontology annotation, molecular function: serine-type endopeptidase activity. The coding region runs from base 37 to 840 and encodes 267 amino acids. NCBI's taxonomy places the organism in Eukaryota, Metazoa, Arthropoda, Insecta, Hymenoptera, Braconidae. The transcript is spliced from 4 exons.
UUACAAAUACUGAUUAAAAAUAUUAUCAUUUAAAAAAUGGCAUCAUUUAAUAUUUAUAAAAUAUAUCCAAUUGUGAUAAACAUUGUUUUGUGUUGUUUUUAUUCAGGCGCUGAAGGUGGUCGAAUAAAAAGAUUAGUUGGUGGCGAAGAUACUAAUCUUCAGGAGACAUACUAUCAAGCUUCUUUGCAAUUCAAUGGAAUGCAUAUUUGUGGAGGAACUAUCAUAACUUCUAAGCACAUUUUAACUGCAGCUCAUUGUGUUGCUGAAUUAUUCGAACCACCUUUCGAUGAACUAGAAGUCGCAAUUGGUACAUUGUCUUUAAAAAAAGGAGAUCGUUAUGGAGUCUUUAACAUCUCUUGGCAUCCAGAUUUUGAAAGUGGAGAACAUGAAGUGUAUAAUGAUGUUGCUGUAUUAACGCUAAAGAAUGAAAUCAAUGUGACUUCAGAACAGAAGCCAGUUCGUUUACCAAAUUUUCCAGCACCUGAUAAUGCUGUUGCUGUAAUCAGUGGAUGGGGCUGGACUUCAUCUAAUAAUCCCUAUUCAGCUCCAGUUUUAAAAAAAGCUACAGUUAUUACGAUGAAUAAUAAAGAGUGUCAGCAAUUUUACAAAGUUAAGAUUGAAAAUAGCCAAAUAUGUGCUCGAGCUGAGAGUAAUGAUGUUGGAAUUUGUAAAGGUGAUAGUGGAGGUCCAUUAGUUGUAGAAGAUACGAUUAUUGGCAUUUCGUCAUGGACUUUAAGUAUUCCAUCUUCAAACAUUUUCUGUAAUACUGGAGCUCCGGAUGUUUAUACAGAUGUGUAUUAUUUUAUGAAAUUCAUUAAGUCGAUAAUUCAUGGUCAUUGAUAAAGUAAUUUUCAUAAUUUCUUGAAAUUAUUCACUGAUAUAUGCUGUUACUGAUGAAUAGUAAAUAUUUAUUAUCAAUUUAAAUAUUCUGUUAUGUAUGAAAAAUACUUGAAUGAUGUAAUGAAUGUAAAAAAUUUUUUAUAAAACGUUUAGUGAUGCAAUUAUUAAUGCAUAUAUACAUUUCUUCAAUUCUCAAGGAGUCUGAUAUUAUUGGUCACUGUUGUAACUCAUAAAUUUUUAUAUUUAUAAAAAAAAUAUAUAUGAUAUAUUUCAUUUACACAGGUUUCUGUUUAUUUCACUAAUUUUAUUAAAAGUAUUAUAAACGUUAUCUUAUUAUCCAACAGCUAUGAAAUAGUAAUUGAUUAUUUACUCUCUUUCUACUGCAGUUCUAGAUUAAAUAAUUAAAUAUUUUCUAUUCAUUCAACAUGUUUGGAGGUUGAAAAAGUCCAAGCAUUCCAUAAACCUAAAAUUUAAUUAUUAAUUUGUUAUUAACAUAAAAUUUGGUAAAGAAUAACAAUAUUUUUCACCUUUGUCGCUCGAUCUUUAAAACAUUGAACCAUUUGAUAUGCAUUUGUACAUGAGUCAUCACUUAGGGAGGAUUGCCCUGUUAAAACAUUCUUUUUGUUUUAUAUUCAAAUAAAGUGAGUUGUUAACUAAUGAAA